UCACCAGAGGAUGAGGGGCUCGACAGCCACCCAACGGCUCCGACAGGACUACUUGCGGAUCAUUAGGGAUCCGGUGCCCUAUGUCUCGGCCCAUCCGCUCCACAACAAUAUCCUCGAGUGGCAUUACGUGGUUCGCGGACCGGAAGGGACGCCGUAUGUGAACGGUGUAUAUCACGGGAAGCUUCAGUUCCCGUCGGAGUUCCCGUUCAAACCGCCGGCCAUUUAUAUGUUGACACCAAACGGACGGUUCAAGUGUGGCGUUCGGCUGUGUCUGUCCAUCAGUGACUUUCAUCCGGACAGUUGGAACCCGGCGUGGAGUGAAAUGAAGGAAAUGUUACGAAAGAGACAAUCGUUGGAAGCGAUGAAUAGUGUGAGCGGAAGAGUGACUGAAUUGGGAAACUCUUUGCGAUCGGGUUUGCGAGCGAAUCAGGAGAACGGAUACUUCGGUAACGCAAUGGCCAACUUUGUGGUGAUCGUUGGGUUCGGGGCCUUCAUGUAUACCGUUCGGUGGGUUCUGUUGAGUAUCACUGAAACCAGUGAUUGAGUACUACAUGUGAUAGAAAAUUACACACAUUUUUAAGCUAUUGUUUGCGUUUUGUUGACACUAUAUUUGAGUUAGUAUUGCGGGAAAAGGCCACACAAUUUGAUGGCCACAACGGGUAUGACUAUAUGUCUUAUAAAUCAAUUUAGAUUUAACUUGUAUUUGGUUUGAGUUUUGAUGCCAUUGAGAGUCUGUGUGUAAAAUACUGUAUUUCAUUGUAAACUUACAAAUGACCAUUUGUUUAAACUCAUCAUGGUGAUGCCAUCAUAUUGUUGUAAUCUCGAUAAUUUGUGUCCAAUAUGAGGGACAUCUUUUUAUACCCGUAUUUGGUUUACAUUUCGCGCAAAAC
Messenger RNA from Medioppia subpectinata, 890 nucleotides. The record is from the annotation of a GenBank genome assembly. Lineage: Eukaryota; Metazoa; Arthropoda; Arachnida; Sarcoptiformes; Oppiidae.